This is a messenger RNA of Triticum dicoccoides, 1623 nucleotides long. RefSeq names its product adenylate isopentenyltransferase-like. The record is from RefSeq and is a predicted model, not a curated record. The coding region runs from base 381 to 1556 and encodes 391 amino acids. The transcript has a single exon. NCBI's taxonomy places the organism in Eukaryota, Viridiplantae, Streptophyta, Magnoliopsida, Poales, Poaceae. Gene Ontology annotation, molecular function: tRNA dimethylallyltransferase activity. Gene Ontology annotation, biological process: tRNA modification; cytokinin biosynthetic process. Gene Ontology annotation, cellular component: mitochondrion.
UCCAGUCUUUCGGUGUAUAUAUACACGGACGCACGAACACGACCCAGCAGCCGUGGCAUCCAAUCCACAACAGCCCCAUCCCAUCCCAUCCAUCUCCCCUGCAAAACCCCCAAAACCAAACGCAACGCCCCUGGCUGGGCUGGAGGGAAAAUCGCCGGGAAAGCAGCAAGAUCGGCCGGGUGCGCGCGCGGCAAAAGCAAAAAAUCAAACGCCAGGUGCGCGCUAAAUCAAACCCGGAAGCGGAGAUUAGGCGAGCGAGUUUCGAUCUGCGCGUCCAGGGCUGUGAUUUAUAGGGUCCAGGCGUAUUUAGCAAAGGACAAAACAGGGUGAGUCCCGGCUAAUCAGGAUCCGUCGACGCCCCUGGCUGCCGCAUUAGCCACAUGAACACCCUCGCUAAUCGGGUUAUUACCACCACCGUCACCACCGUCGCGCGCGGAGGCGGAGGACGACCGCCUGCCACUUCCCGCCGCCGCCCAUUGCGGAUCUGGCGCGCCGCGGCAAUGAGCUCUUCCUCCUCUUGUUCGUCCUCCUUCUCCUCCUCCAGCGGCGGCGGGUCGGGGUGGGGGGAGGAGGGGGAGAGGGCGAGGACGCGGCUGGUGGUGAUCGUCGGCGCCACGGGCACCGGGAAGACCAAGCUGUCCAUCGACGCGGCGCGGGAGCUGCGCGGCGAGGUCGUCAACGCCGACAAGAUCCAGCUCUACGAAGGCCUCGACGUCACCACCAACAAGGUGCCGCUCGCCGACCGCCGCGGCGUCGAGCACCACCUGCUCGGCGCCGUCCCCCCCGAGGCCGGCGCGCUCCCGCCGUCCUCCUUCCGCUCCCUCGGCGCCGCCAAGGUCGCCUCGAUCGCGGCCAGGGGGCUGCUGCCCGUCGUAGCCGGCGGGUCCAACUCCCUCAUCCACGCCCUCCUCGCCGACCUCCCCGACGACGACGGCGCCGCGCUCCCCGAGGACCCCUUCUCCCUCGACCGCUGCUACCGCCCCGCGCUCCGGUACCCGUGCUGCCUCCUCUGGGUGGACGUGGAGGAGGCGCUCCUCGCCGAGUACCUGGACCGGCGCGUGGACGACAUGGUGGGCGCCGGCAUGGUGGAGGAGCUGCGGGACUACUUCGCCGCCACCACCGCCGCGGAGCGCGCCGCGCACGCCCCCGGGCUGGGCAAGGCCAUCGGGGUGCCGGAGCUGGGCGAGUACCUCGCCGGGCGCAGGAGCUUCCGCGCGGCCGUGGACGACAUCAAGGCCAACACCCGGCGCCUCGCCGCCGCGCAGGUGUGCAAGAUCCGGCGCAUGGCCGACGGCUGGGGCUGGCCCGUGCGCCGCCUCGACGCCUCCGCCACCAUCCGCGCGCGGCUCGCCGGGGCCGGCCCGGCCGCCGAGUCGGCGUCCUGGGAGCGCGACGUCCGCGGCCCCGGCCUCGCCGCCAUCCGCGCCUUCCUCGCCGACCAAACCUGCUCGCACGGCGAUGACGCCACCGCCAUCGCCAUCGCCAAGGGCGUGGACGAGCCGGCGCCGCUGCUGAUGCGGCUGCCGCGGAUGCAAUGCUGCGACAUGGUGGUGUGAGCCGCUGCCGCUGAGAGACGGACGGAAGGGGGGCUUUGGGGAGGAGGGUUUUGACCGCCGAUUUUUG